This is a messenger RNA of Aspergillus ibericus CBS 121593, 956 nucleotides long. Its product is annotated as peroxiredoxin. Gene Ontology annotation, cellular component: mitochondrion; cytosol. The record is from RefSeq and is a predicted model, not a curated record. Gene Ontology annotation, molecular function: peroxiredoxin activity. NCBI's taxonomy places the organism in Eukaryota, Fungi, Ascomycota, Eurotiomycetes, Eurotiales, Aspergillaceae. The transcript has 5 exons. Gene Ontology annotation, biological process: cell redox homeostasis; cellular oxidant detoxification; cellular response to oxidative stress. Bases 288 to 956 code for a protein of 222 amino acids.
GCCGUUCUGCCUCCCGGGCGGUGGCAGAUUGCGUGAUCGGAUCGCCCUCCAGCCGGCCGCCAUUCGCCCAGGCGGGCCUUGGAGGUUGGAGGGGCAUUCAAGCUGUCCUCCAGAGUCCAGAGUCCAUCCCCAUUCAUUCCAUUGCGACCUCGGGGCUCCUUGGGGUAUAUUUAGUACUUCCGGCUUCCUCCUCCGCGUCAUAUUCUCUUGCUUUCCCUCUCAUCCUUCUUUUCCAACAAACUCUUUCCAAAAGUUCAUACCCCUCUACACUUCUCCCCACUUUCACAAUGGCUCAGGAACGUGCUCCUCUCCGCCUCGGCUCUGUUGCCCCUAACUUCGAGACCGACACCUCCAACGGUCGCAUCACUUUCCACGACUACAUCGGCGACAGCUGGGCUAUCCUCUUCUCUCACCCUGAUGACUUCACUCCCAUCUGCACCACCGAGCUUGGUGCCUUCGCCAAGCUCGAGCCUGAGUUCACUGCUCGUGGCGUCAAGCUCAUCGGUCUGAGCGCCAACGGUACUGAGUCCCACCACGCCUGGAUUAAGGACAUCAACGAGGUCAACGGCUCCAACCUCACCUUCCCCAUCAUCUCCGACCCCGAGCGCAAGAUCGCGUACUUGUACGACAUGGUUGACUACCAGGACACCACCAACGUUGACUCCAAGGGCCUGGCUCUCACCAUCCGCUCUGUCUUCAUCAUCGACCCCAGCAAGAAGAUCCGUCUGAUCAUGUCCUACCCCGCCUCUACUGGUCGUAACACCGCCGAGGUCCUCCGUGUUGUCGAUGCUCUGCAGACCACCGACAAGCACGGUGUCACUUGCCCCAUCAACUGGCUCCCUGGUGAUGAUGUUGUCAUUCCUCCCCCCGUCUCCACCGAGGAUGCCCAGAAGAAGUUCGGCGAGGUCCGCGUCGUCAAGCCUUACCUGCGCUUCACCACCCUCAAGAAGGAGUAA